Fusarium redolens is the source of this 1302-nucleotide messenger RNA. RefSeq names its product PRP38 family-domain-containing protein. Gene Ontology annotation, cellular component: precatalytic spliceosome. The coding region runs from base 45 to 821 and encodes 258 amino acids. The record is from RefSeq and is a predicted model, not a curated record. NCBI's taxonomy places the organism in Eukaryota, Fungi, Ascomycota, Sordariomycetes, Hypocreales, Nectriaceae. The transcript has a single exon.
CACCAUCACCAACCGACAACUUUCUCUAACCACGAUUACCCAAAAUGAGCAGAAACAAAGAUACGGUUCACGCAGAUGCGCGUCGCUUCCUCGAUGAGCGCGGUUCUAACGUAUCGGUCGCGCCAAACGGCCUCAAUCCCGCGACCAUCAUGGAAAAGGCCGUCAAGGAUCGGAUCGUCGACUCGUACUUUUAUAAAGAGCAAUGCUUUGCGCUCAACGAAGCGGAUAUAGUCGAUCGUGUCGUAGAGCACGUCAACUUUAUUGGUGGAACAUACGGUGUCACACAAAAGCCCAGUCCAUUCCUGUGUCUUGCGUUCAAGCUAUUGGAACUUUCGCCUAGUGACGCAGUGCUCAUGGAAUACUUGAAAUACGGUGGUGAGGCCUUCAAGUACCUGCGCGCACUUGCGUGCUUCUACUUCCGACUCACGAGACAAGCGAAGGAUGUGUACCAGAUGCUGGAGCCGUUCCUCGAGGAUAGGCGCAAACUUCGACGGAGAGGAAGGGCAGGCGUGGUAUUGACAUUCAUGGACGAAUUUGUGGACGAGCUGUUGACAAAGGAACGAGUAUGCGGUACAAGUCUCUGGAAGAUGCCAAAGCGAGAGGUUCUGGAAGACUUAGAGAUUCUUGAACCAAGGAUCAGUCCCCUUGGCGACCUUGAGGAUCUCCUUGAGGAGGAGGACGAAGCAGAGAAAGAGAACGGAACAAGGGAAGAAUCUGGAGAGAUCUCGGAUGGGGAUGAUAUGGAGGUUGAUCGAGAUGAGAGGAGGAGAACUCAAAGUCGAAGCCGCAGUCCAAGUCGCAGUCGGAGUCGAUCACCUUGAUCAUGCACCUGUUCCAGCACAGUUUCCCAAAGAGCCCAGUCGCAAAAAACCAUAAUGCAUUGGUCACGACCAGACCCCGGGAUCCUCUUGUUGUUUCAAGAGGUUCUCAAUGGUACCACAACAGCAAGGGAACCGAACAGUCUCUUCCAGGGCUACAAGCACUGCAUGCGUAAUUCGAUAUGUGAGCAUUGCCUUUAUUAAUGACAAUAUCUUCAGGUGUUGAAGGUCUAUGUCAAUGGCAGAACAUAUGAAUGGGACUCGAGUUACAGUCAGCUGAUAGAAAGCUACUGGAAAGGAGGGAAUGGAUGCAGCAAGGCUUUUGCAACUUUGUCUCGCUUUUGACCUACGUGCGUAGGGCGCAUGAAUCAAUCACAUAGGGCCACGGCAAACAUACAGCUAGCCGGGCAUCAACGAUACCCACUGAAUGCCACAUAGAAAAAGUGAAGGAGGAACAGGCGAACUCGUUCAGAUAUGUCCAAGA